UAAUAUUUGUUUACUAAAAACUGCAUUAACAUAAAUAUUGAUUGAUAAAUCUCCAAGUGAAGCUGCAGAAUGGAUUCCGAUUUGUAUGAUGAGUUUGGAAACUAUAUAGGCCCCGAUCUGGACAGCGAUGAGGACGACGACCAGAGCAUUUAUGGCCAGCCUGAUGUGCCGGAUGAUCAAGAUGAGGAUGCCAUGGAUGAAGAUGAAGCAGAGCCGCAGGAUGAUGAGGACAAGGAGGUGACGGCCGUAGUGUUGCAUGAGGAUAAACGAUAUUAUCCAUCGGCUGUUGAGGUGUACGGGCCCGAUGUGGAGACGAUUGUGCAGGAAGAGGAUGCACAACCGUUGGACAAACCGCUCAUUGAGCCCGUGAAGAAGCUCAAGUUUCAAAUCAAGGAACAGGAUUUGCCCGAAACUACCUACGAUAUGGAAUUCAUGGCUGAUCUAAUGGACACACCACCACUGAUCCGAAAUGUAGCACUCGUUGGCCACUUGCAUCACGGUAAGACCACAUUUGUGGAUUGCCUGAUCCGCCAAACGCAUCCGCAGUUUGAGAAUAUGGAGGAGCGUUCCCUGCGCUACACGGACACACUGUUUACGGAACAGGAGCGCGGUUGCAGCAUCAAGGCCACUCCGGUCACCCUCGUUCUGCAGGAUGUCAAGCAGAAGAGCUAUUUGCUGAACAUUUUUGAUACGCCCGGUCAUGUUAACUUCUCCGAUGAGGCAACGGCUGCCAUGCGCAUGAGUGACGGCGUUGUGCUCUUCAUCGAUGCCUCCGAGGGAGUCAUGUUAAAUACGGAACGUCUUCUAAAGCAUGCCGUGCAAGAGCGCCUGGCCAUUACAGUGUGCAUCAAUAAGAUUGAUC
Molecule: messenger RNA, 862 nt
Organism: Drosophila innubila
Lineage: Eukaryota; Metazoa; Arthropoda; Insecta; Diptera; Drosophilidae
Product: 116 kDa U5 small nuclear ribonucleoprotein component-like
Exons: 4
Biological process (GO): mRNA splicing, via spliceosome
Cellular component (GO): U4/U6 x U5 tri-snRNP complex; U2-type catalytic step 2 spliceosome; cytosol
Molecular function (GO): GTPase activity; U5 snRNA binding; GTP binding
Source: RefSeq, a predicted model, not a curated record